AUUGUCAGGUGACUGUUAGAACUCUGUUGUAAAACCCGGUUGAUAUUAUUACAUCGACAUUGAGUGUUUGAUACGUAACAGACAAAGAACAUGGGUUUCGACGAUUUUCUACCUACGCUUGGGGAGUUUGGUACCUACCAAAAGAUCAUCUGUGCCCUGGUGUCUACCUUCAAAUUUCCAGCUGUUACCAAUGUUCUCGCUAUCGUUUUCCUGGCAACUCCGGCUGACCAUUGGUGUUCUGUUUCUAACUGGGAUACUGCCAACUGCACCGGGUUAGGACUAAAUGAAAGCGACUGUGCAUUUUACAAGAAACAUCUGAGCAUUCCACAUUUUGUAGCAGACGACCAUACGAUUGUAUACGAUCAGUGUCACAAGUACGAUGUCUCCCAGGUAUCGUUUAGCGAUGCAAUGUCGUACUUUGCGGAAAAUACCAAUCAGAGUGGAUAUCAUGACAUCAUAUCAUGUGAUCAAGGAUUUGAGCAUGACAGGGCAUCGUCAGGGUUGACCAUCACUCAAUCGUUUGACCUGGUUUGUGACCGGAAAUACCUGAUCAACCUAUCCCAAUCCCUUUUCUUCGUUGGCGUACUGAUCGGAUGUGUGACCUUUGGUGCAAUAGCCGAUAGAUUCGGGAGGAAAGUAACCCUCAUCCUUUGUAACAUCAUCUUUGUGUUGUUCGGCAUUGGUGCUGCGUUCUCACCCAACUAUAUUACUUUCGUCGUGAUGAGAACAAUAGAAGCGGCAGCCUGUUUCGGCUUUGCUCUCACCUCGUAUGUAAUAGGUACAGAGUUUGUAGGUCCGUCGAAACGUGCGUUUGUCAGCGUCAUGUUGACAGCUGUGUUCCCGUUAGGAUAUAUUCUACUCACUUUCUACGCCUAUUUGAUCAACAAUUGGCGCCAUCUUCUCCUAGCACUUCAUUUGACCUUUGCCCUCUACUUCUUCUUUUACCCCUUCAUCCCAGAAUCAGUACGUUGGCAAAUCUCUAAAGGUCGGUAUAAAGAGGCUCAAGCAACUGUUAAAAGGGUAGCUAAGAUCAACAAGGUCAAACUCACAGAUGAUUUCUUCUACCAGCACAACUUUCACAAGAAAAGGGAAACGACAAAUCCUGAGAGGAACCAUGAUCCGAAUCUUAUCGAUCUCUUCCGAACACCUGUCCUACGAAAAAGAAUGAUCGUGUUGAUCAUUGUUUGGAUGACGAAUAACCUGAUCUUCUACGGAUUGCAUCUAAGCACGGGUAGCUUCGGGGUCAAUAUCUACCUUAGUUUUCUUAUCUCAGCAGUGGUAGAAGUAGUUGCUAUGAUCAUUUGCGUCCCAGUGAUCGAACGGGUUGGACGUCGAUACAGCCUCAUCGCUUGUCUCACCAUAUCCGGCAUCGCUAGUUGUAUCGCCAUUUUCAUCCCUGUCGGUGCCGCAAAAACUGGGGUAGCCAUGGUGGGGAAGUUUGGUAUCGCUGGUUCCUGGGCGGUUGGACUGAUAUACCCCUUUGAAAUAUUGCCGACUGUGACGAGGAAUGUGGGCAUUGGCAUCUGCUCCUCGGCAUCUCGUGUGGUUGCUAUAGCAACCCCUCUCAUGCUCCUCCUCUAUGAUGUAUGGGCACCUGGUCCUCUUGUUCUCCAAACCAUAGCUGCUCUGGUGACGGCCGCUCUAUGCCUCAUCCUCCCUGAGACCAGGGGCAAGAAGCUACCCGAGACGCUGGAAGAUGGUGAAACAUUUGGAAUAAAAACGAUAGAGGAUCGUCACAGCAUGGAAAAGUUACCAACAAAAUUAUGAAGCGGAUUGGUGACUGCAUCGUUACUAAUCUGUAAUCUUUGGACAAAAUCAUGGUCAAACCUGCAAUGCAUGCAGGUGAUCUUGUGAAUGGUUGCACCAUCCAAUACCUGCAAUAGAGCCUUCAUCAUAUUACUGAUUGACGUGUUUUAUUUCUGGCUGUAAUAGUAUGGCCUAAUGCAUCAUCAAAGGUUUAGGCCUUUGAAAUAAACAAAAAUACCGUCCCUACUUUAUCAAAUAGUCAAAUAACAGAAAAUAAAAGUAGAUAUAUGUUCCACAAUGGCAUGCGAGAUAUAAAGUAGUUUUUCUUGUUUUCGAUAGAGAGUUGGUUUCUGUCACAGUUGUCAAGGAAAUUAUUAUGUCUACAUUAAUGAGAAAAAACUGUGAAGGUAUUGCAUAUGUAAAUUUAUAAAAAUGAAUUUAUUAUUUAUGUUUUAUAUGUUUUCCCAUGUACGCUACAUGUACAUUACAACUGAUCAAUGGGUGAAUGUGGAAACGUAAAGAUCAAAAUCAACAUAUUAUACACGGUUCAGCAUUUGCUAAAAAUGCAUAAAGCUUGAACUUUAAUAUAAGGAAAAACGUACUAUAACUCGACGAUCUCCAGUUGCAUUGAUAUAAGCUGAAGAGAGGAUCUCCGACACACACGGAUAAUUUUCUUAGAUCUGACAACAGCUUUAGAGAGAAGUUAGUCCCUUAGGAUUAUAUGCCCGAUCAAUUAUAAAAAGCGUUGUACAUAGUGUACAGAAAAUCAUUUUGAUCUUUAAUGACCCAGACGUCGUGGACGUGAACAUUGGUAAAGUAAUGCUUACAUUUGUUUGUUUUAAUGCUGAGUGAUGUAUCAUUAUUAGGCAAUAAUGGUGCAAAGGAGUAUUUUGUUUUAUUCCAUAGGAUUGAUGUUAUUUUGGUUUUUGAUGUGUAGGAACUGGAAAACUAAGAAAUAAAGAAAGAAAAAAGAAUCCCGUAUACGGUUAUCGCGCAAUGUAUAUACCUUGUAUUCUCAGCUCACCCUUUGAAGAAAAAAAUGGGAGUGGUCAUAAGAAAACGACCUAAUGUGUGAAUAAUCAUUUAAUUUCUCGAUUCCUCUUAUGUUUCAAUCAAAACUAAGCAAUCGAUGACUGACAAAGAAAGGAAGAGAGAGAAGAGAAAGUAUGUGAGUCAGAAAGAGCGUUGUAGUUGGGAGAGCCAGUAACCCGGGUUCGAUUCCCGGCGGAUUUUUUUACCUUUGCAAAAGAUUCCGAAAGGGACGACAGAAAUGAGGAACUUUCAUCUAAGCUUUGCAACCAUUAUUCUCUCACUUGCUUUCGAAUUGUAUUUAUUUCCACGAGAGUUACCACAACUGUUUUACGGGUUAUUUCCCCACAUUUGUUUAUAUUACAUAUAUAUAUAUAUAUAUAUAUAUAUAUAUAUAUAUAUAUACACCGGCUGUGUCAUAGAUCAGUAACAUCCGUGUCACAGGUCAGUGACCCAUACUUGACCGCACAUCCCUUAUAACACGUUCACAUAAUCACAUCAACUGAAUAAACACACCGACAGCCCAACACACAAGCAAGGUAAAACACUUUGGCCCGAAUUCACAAAGCAAGGUUUGAGCUCAAACCUCCUUUUGUUUCGCCAAACCUCCUUUUGUUCUUUACAAACCAGGUUUGUAAAAAAACGCGUAAAACGCGUCAUAUGACGUACGAAAACCAAGGUUUGUCGACAAACCUCCUUUGUGAAUUCGGGCCUUUGAAUUUGCAUAAUUAUUUCUAAGUUUAUUCCGAAAGUAUUUCUCGUACUAAUUUUUGCUAUGUUCAUGAUUCUUGACUAUGAUUGAGUGAUAUUAAGUUUGUAUGCCGUGUAUAUUUGUUUAUACAAUGUAUUUGUUUUUGUAUGUGUUUGUACUUCAGAACCUGAAGAAGGCCUCACAAGCCGAAAGCUCGUA
Messenger RNA from Strongylocentrotus purpuratus (purple sea urchin), 3685 nucleotides. Its product is annotated as organic cation transporter-like protein. Gene Ontology annotation, cellular component: membrane. The transcript has 11 exons. Gene Ontology annotation, biological process: transmembrane transport. Gene Ontology annotation, molecular function: transmembrane transporter activity. The coding region runs from base 91 to 1767 and encodes 558 amino acids. Lineage: Eukaryota; Metazoa; Echinodermata; Echinoidea; Camarodonta; Strongylocentrotidae. The record is from RefSeq and is a predicted model, not a curated record.